AUGGACUUUUAUGAAUCUCAUGCAUUGGCAAAAGACUGUGCAGAUCUAUACAUGAAAGGAAAGAGGAAGAAUGGAGUUUAUGAAAUUGAUCCAGAUGGCCAGGGCAGUUUCAAUGUUUUCUGUGAUAUGACAACAUCUAGUGGAGGUUGGACUGUGUUUCAACGUCGUCAAGAUGGAAGUGUAGACUAUCGAGAUUGGAGGGAUUAUAAGAAUGGUUUUGGUGAUCUGAAAGGCGAAUUCUGGCUUGGAUUGGAUAAAAUAUACAGACUAACAUCAGCAAGGAGAAAUAAACUUCGUGUUGACCUUGGAGACUGGUCAGGAAACAAAGCAUAUGCUGAAUAUGAUUAUUUUGCUGUAGAGAAUGAAGCAAAUAAAUAUAAGUUGAGUCUUGGUGCAUAUUCUGGAAAUGCUAGCAAUUCAUUAUCUUGUCAUAAAGCCAAGGCGUUUUCAACAAAAGAUUCAAAUAAUCAUCAAAGUGCAGGAAACUGUGCCACUGACUGGAAAGGAGCUUGGUGGUAUUGUUAUGAUAACUAUUGUUAUGACUCUAACCUGAAUGGACACUACUAUAGUGGCAACCAAAACAAUUACAAAGGUGUGACUUGGCGACAAUGGAAAGGUGGUAAAUCCUUAAAGUUCACUGAGAUGAAAAUAAAACCAUAAAGAAUUUCCAAAGCUGUAAUGUCAUAAAUUUGAUCACUAUUUCUAAUGAAACUUUCAACAUAUAAUAACAAAAAAUAACUUUUAUGUCUUUUAAAGAUCC
This is a messenger RNA of Xenia sp. Carnegie-2017, 760 nucleotides long. RefSeq names its product angiopoietin-related protein 7-like. The record is from RefSeq and is a predicted model, not a curated record. Lineage: Eukaryota; Metazoa; Cnidaria; Anthozoa; Malacalcyonacea; Xeniidae.